AUGGUAUCAGCCUUCCCCAUGCAGACGUACUACAGACCUACGCCCUUGACUGUCGACACAAAUCAUGCCCAGAAGUACUUUGAGGAAGAGGACCACAGCAUCUUAGACGAAAACAUCCUCGAUAACAGCGGCCUUGAUUCCGGUCUCGAAAUGUCCCCGCCGAUGGCUAAUAGUCGCCGCGAGUCCUUCGCCGUAGGCUCCUCACUCUUCUCGCCCAAGACGGAAGACUGGCAGCCCGUUGACAUGCAAUCUGUGCCUUCCAACAACCCCUUCAUCGAUCCACAGAACGGCAACAACCCCUUCAUGCGUGUUGAGCACCCUCAACCUUCGCCGUUUGCCCCCCAUGGCAACACCUGGUCUCUCGGAAACGCAUCCGGCUCCUGCACACCUCUUCAGCAGUUCGACGGCAUGCCCACUGAUUACGACAAUACAUCCGUCUUCCAUCGCUCUAUGCAGGGCCAGACGCCGUUCAGCAACCCCACCGGCCAAAUCAACAUGUUUUCUUCCAUCGGCUCAGGCAACCAGUCCAUCCCAACCUCACCCCAGAAGGGUUGGAUUGGCCAGAACGAGUCCAUGGCCAAGAAGAUGCGGACGGGCAGCCCUGGCAUCCGCUCUCACAACGAACUGCGCAGGGGCGACGGCAUCAGGAAAAAGAAUGCUCGUUUCGACAUUCCAGCUGAGCGUAAUCUCAAUAAUAUUGAUCAGCUCAUCGCGCAGUCGACCGACGAGCAGGAAAUCAAGGAGCUGAAACAGCAGAAACGUCUGUUGCGCAAUCGCCAAGCAGCGUAUGUUGACACCCUUCCCUCCACCUAUAGUCACCUACUAACGUGCCACGCUAGCCUUGAUUCCCGCCAGCGGAAGAAGCAGCACACGGAGCGUCUGGAAGACGAGAAGAAGCAGUACACCACCAUCCUCACAGAUAUGGAGGAGGAGAUUGUGGACCUGAAGGCCAAGAUGGAACUUCUUCUACGGGAGAAGCAGUCUUACCAAGAGUACAUCGAGUCACUCCGCAUGGAGAAGGAGGAGAUGAUCCGGUCCCACACCAUCGAGACGGGCGAGCUUCGCAAAAAGGUCAGCGUCCUCACCGACCACGUGCAGAGGCUCGAGAGUGCCGCCAUGUCGUCGUCCGUCCCUGGCCCCCAGGGGUUCUCUACGGGCUACGACGACAUGGAUGGCUUGUCCAUGCCUGGUCCUUGGGACAAUGUCGGUUUCCUCGGCGACUACACUGUCGAGCCUGAGGUCAAGCAAGAGCUCCAGAUGGCACCACCGCCCAAGAAGUCCGAGAUCAACUUCCCCGCCGAGACUGAGAAGCAGUCGUCUCAGGGUGGUAUCCUCUUCAUGCUCUUCCUUGUCGGUGCGUUCGUCCUCUCAAACCGGUCCGCGCCCAGCAUCCCUCGCGUGUCCGAUGAUGUCCGGGCCGAGGCAGCCACGCUUCUUGAGAAUGUCUUCAAGGAUGCCGGGCUUGAUGAGUCUACCAACACGAUUCAUGCCGGCGCUCCUCAGCCUUCGGGUGCCAACUGGGUCAACGACCCGGCCAUGGGCAUGGCUGGUUCUGGCCUUGACGGCAUGGCGCCCUCGAUGCUCGGCCAGCUUGGCGACACCCUAACCCAGCCCAACGAGGAGCAGAACAACGAGCAAAUCUUCUCGAUGUCGGCAGCCCAGUACAACGGCGUUCACUCGCAGGACUUUAUGCACAACGUGCCCGAGCGCUCCACGAGUCAAGGCCGCCGCAACCUGGCUGAGGCCCUCUCCUCGAUGCGCAACAACAACAAACAAUCAAUGGCCGAGGUGUACACCCGAUCUCUCCUCUGGGACCAGAUCCCUACGGAGGUGGUCAAGAACUUUGCGAAAAUGGUGGCUGAGUGCAACAACGCUCAGCAGAACGAACGGCAGCAAUGCAUGGACGCGAUUGCCCGAUGA
Molecule: messenger RNA, 1920 nt
Organism: Verticillium nonalfalfae
Lineage: Eukaryota; Fungi; Ascomycota; Sordariomycetes; Glomerellales; Plectosphaerellaceae
Exons: 1
Coding region: 1-1920 (639 amino acids)
Source: RefSeq, a predicted model, not a curated record